UCCUCUUCCUUCACUUCCUGCAGUGGCAGUUCUCCGCUGCUGGUUGGUUUGUAAACAUGGCGACUGCUGGUGCAUCUGGAGAUGACCUGAGGAAGGAACUGACAUGUGCUAUUUGUUUGGACUUCUUCAAGGACCCCGUUAUUCUGAAAUGCGGCCAUAAUUUCUGCCGCUUUUGCAUCUGUAUGCACUGGGAUGAAAAUGGCGGAGACUAUGGGUAUCAGUGUCCUCAGUGCCGAACGGUGUUCAACAAGAGGACUUUCACUAAAAACUAUCUGGUGCAGAACUUGGUGGCCAAACUGGACGAUCUGGAGUGCCUGGGCGCUUGUCCUGCCCCCUCCAAGCCUGUGAAAUUUGGUGAAAAGUGUGAGCAUCAUGGUGAAGAGCUGAAACUCUACUGCCAGACCGAUAAGAGGCCUAUCUGUGUUGUCUGCAGGGAAUCUAGAUCACACAGACACCAUGAUGUGGCACCAGUGCCAGAAGUUGUAACUGACAUGAAGAUGGAACUGAAACUGAGGCUAAUGGAGCUCAACUGGCAGAAGUCUCAAUGUGUAAAAGUUGUUACGGCUGAUGAGCUCACUAAAAGUGAACUGAGGUUGAAAAAGCAGAGACUCAAGGAAAAGAUUGAAGCAGACGUCGGUGCCUUGGUCCAGUUUUUGCUGGACGAGAGGGACUCGCUGCUUGAAAGCCUGGACGCUGAGGAAGUGGCCACCAUGGCUGUUAUAGAUGACAACUUGAAGACUGUGGAAACGGAAGCAGCAGCUGUGGACAAAGCUAUAGCAGCUAUCCACAGCCAGAUCAAUGGAAAAACUAACUUUGAGAGCCUUGCAGAGACAUUUAAUGAAGUUGUACAGUGCAAGCCUUUCACCUCUUUGGAGCCGGUUAACUGUCCGACAGAAUUUACAGACUUCUCAGGGCCCUUUCAGCUCAUCAUGUGGAAAAAGAUGAUGCACGUGCUGCACACCAUGCCCCAGAACCUCACCUUGGACCCAGACACCGCUCACCCGAACCUGCUUAUCUCGGACUUUGACACCAAAGUGGAGGAGGGCCGUGUCCGCAGCCAGGAGCCAGACCUGCCUGCCCGCUUCAAUCGGUUCUGUGGCGUCCUCUCCACAGCCCAGUAUGCUAGUGGCCAGCACUACUGGGAGGUGGAUGUGAGGGACAAAGGUGUGUGGUACCUGGGAGUGACCACAGAGUGCAGCAACAGGAAGGGCUUCGUCAGCCUCACACCCUCCGCAGGAUACUGGAGCCUGUGCCUGCAGGACCGGCUGUACGCCAAUGGGGAGGACGGACGCAUUCCAGUUGCCGACUACUGGAAUUCUCCUCGCGUGGGUGUGUACCUGGACUAUGACAACGGGCGUCUUAGCUUCUAUGAUGCUGUAACAAUGAAGAGGCUGUACAUGUUUGACACCUGCUUUGAGGAGCCUGUCUACCCUUUCUUCAGCCCAGGGAAAAAUGACCCAGGCAGCAGACUGCAAAUAUGCCACUAUUACUGAGAGUUUAAACAAGUUUAACGCCUGUGUGUUCAUUUCUGCCUGUUGGCAAGGCUUUAUCUCAUAGAUCAGGCUGGAGUGAUAGGCUGAUGUUGACCCUUGAAGUCAUGUAUGCUUUUGAGUUGUCUUACUGGUUUUUAGAAAGUACAUUUUACAUUGAAUAAAAAGUACCAGGUGUACACAAAUUUGGUAGUUUUCAACUUGGACACACACUGUAGGCUCAUACCACCUCCUUUGGCUGGGGGUUUGGAGAAGUGCUUUGCUAUUCAUCACUGUGUCUGCUGGGUUGCAGAUGCCUCGGAUGCUCUUGUUGUUCAGAGCAUAUUCAGUGCUGUUAUCCCGUUAGCAACAACUAUGCCAUACUUCUACUACUAUAAAAGCUCACUCUUAGAAGGGUCAGUGGUGAAGCAUUGUCUGGUAUAGUUUGACUGUCUGUUGUUAUCAUGCUACAUUCCCUCAUCAAUAUGAGACUGAACACUCAAUUUUGUCCAUAUUGUACUGAUUUUACAAUUAGACUUCCAGGAAUGAAUGGAAGUGGCAACAUCCAUCAGUACAAAUCAUUUUAUCACAAACCUUUUAAACACUUAAUUUUAUAUAAGAUGAUAAAAACGUAAAGUUGCACGCUUGGCAUUUUUGGACUUUUCCCUCUGUA
Molecule: messenger RNA, 2142 nt
Organism: Pundamilia nyererei
Lineage: Eukaryota; Metazoa; Chordata; Actinopteri; Cichliformes; Cichlidae
Gene: trim47
Product: tripartite motif containing 47
Exons: 8
Coding region: 57-1493 (478 amino acids)
Molecular function (GO): protein binding; zinc ion binding
Source: RefSeq, a predicted model, not a curated record